Molecule: messenger RNA, 3639 nt
Organism: Rhinichthys klamathensis goyatoka
Lineage: Eukaryota; Metazoa; Chordata; Actinopteri; Cypriniformes; Leuciscidae
Gene: mastl
Product: microtubule associated serine/threonine kinase-like
Exons: 13
Coding region: 467-3079 (870 amino acids)
Biological process (GO): peptidyl-serine phosphorylation; intracellular signal transduction
Cellular component (GO): nucleus
Molecular function (GO): protein serine/threonine kinase activity; ATP binding
Source: RefSeq, a predicted model, not a curated record
CGUUUUCCAGAAAUGUAACCGUAAUUUACUUGUGUAAGAUUAAAAUUAGUAUCACAUUUAUACAAUAAAUAUCAGCUCUUAUACAAUCGUGAAUAAACAUAAACAAUCUUUUUUUUCCAGUUGACUUUUUAUUUUUUAAACACUUUUGGGCGGCUAAACAACCGCGUUUUAGGACCCAAAUUUAUGUCGCACAUUUCAAAUUUCAAAACAAACUCGUCGCGCUUGUCAACAGUGAGAAUGGAUGCGGUGGAUUGAACGCAGGACUGCCUUAUUCAAACUAUUACAGUUCGAAUGCAUGUUGCCAGCGUUUUAAAGCUUUUGUGGUGAUAUGUGUUUGAUUUUCAACACAGUAAUCACCAUAAAAUUGUUUUUAUUCGUCUCAUGUGAAUGAGGCAUCUGCCUGCAAGACAAGUGGUCUAACGUUAAGUUAGUUGGAUUAAAAUUGAUAUUUGAAGCGACGGCAGAGAUGGAGGCUCAUGGAUCUUCAUCUGAAGGCUCAAGCAGCGCAGUGAAAGCUCCCUCCAUCGAGGACUUCGUGCUGGUCAAACCCAUCAGUCGAGGAGCCUUUGGGAAAGUUUACCUGGCCAGAAAGACAAUUAACUCCAAACUCUAUGCAAUCAAGGUGGUGAAGAAAGCAGACAUGGUGGACAAGAACAUGACUGAUCAGAUGAAAGCUGAGAGAGAUGCUCUGGCUCUCAGUAAAAGUCCUUUCAUUGUGCACCUGUUUUACUCGCUUCAAACCUCAACUAAAGUAUAUCUGGUGAUGGAGUAUCUGAUUGGAGGAGAUGUGAAAUCACUUCUUCAUAUUUAUGGGUACUUUGAUGAGGACAUGUCUCUGAAAUACAUCUCUGAGGUCUCGAUCGCUCUCGAUUACCUUCACAGACACCGCAUUAUUCACAGGGACUUAAAACCCGACAACAUGCUCAUCUCGAAUGAGGGUCACAUUAAGCUCACAGACUUUGGCCUCUCCAAGGUUAAACUUGACAGGGAACUAAACCUGAUGGACAUUUUAAACACACCUUCUUUAGUGAAACCUAAAAAAGAUUAUUUCAGAACACCUGGUCAAGUUCUUUCACUGAUAAGCUCUCUUGGUCUCAAUACCCCGGUGACAGAGAGCAAGCGUCACAGCAGCACAGUGUUUGGCAGUCCCAAGUCCUGUGGGAAACUCAAGCAGAGGAAUACUUCUCUGUGUUCUCCUCUGCUGAAGAGACGGACAGAGUACCUGAAAUACCCAGUAGGCACAAAUCAAGCUUUAGGAUCCAACAGUGUGUUCAGUCCUGGCCUGCUGGCUCGGAGUUUGACACCAAGGCUGAUGAAAUCCAGGAAGAGAUUCGAGAGUGUUGGAAGCACCCACUCGUGCCAGUUACCAUCCACUACUGAUUCUGAAGACUGUGUCAGCCCAAUGUGGGAAGAUGAGCAGAAUUUACUAGAUGGCGAGAACCUUCCUCAGGGAAACGGAAGAGAAAGGGUCAAUAGAAUGUCAAAAAACAUGUCCUUGACGCCUGUGGAGAGGAGGAACAUGUUUCCAGCACGAGCUCAGGAUCACAGCAAUGUUUUGACUCCGCUCAAUAACCAACUGGACAAUAGCAGAAAUAUUAAACCAGAUAUUUCUGCAAAAAGGCUCCAGUUCAGUGCAACCAAGCACAGUGCCACACCACUGAGUAAGGCUGUUCCCCAUCAGUCAUUUGGGAACAGUUUUAUGAAGCCAGAGCCGCCAAUAGAGCCCACAGUCUCAGUAAAGAGAGCGUUUGAAGAAGUAGAGAAGAGCCCAGAGCAGGCUGAGAUCCCCUGCAAGAAAAACAAUGCCGUGUACAAAAGGUCCUUCCAUAUUCCUGAGGGCAACUCAACGGCCAACACAGGCUUGACGGAAAUUUUCUCAAUUGUGGGGCUAGAUGAUGUUAAAACUGCACCGAUAAGUCAACAGUACAGUGCGAGAAUGGGCCCAAAGCAAUCUAGUCCCGUAGCUGUGGCCAAAAAUCUAUUCUCUGAUCUCGAAGAUCAAGGCGAGGGGAUGGCUUUGCUUAAAGCAGAGACCAACUUGAGCUCCCCAACCUCACCUGGCGAUGCCCGAAGUAUCAAAAGAAGCCUUAGUUUAGACUUGGAUGGCUCGGCCCAUGAGAUGUCACUGGUUGCUAACACGCCACAAAAAUCGACAGACUUCAAACAUGAGGCUUUGUCGUUCUCUUUCGAGGAGCUGGAUGAAAGCGAGAUUUCCGUAGUCACACCGGCAGCUCGGCCCACAAUAGCUCCUCCAAAGCAUAGCAGCUCAAAGCAACAUAGGGCUGAAUCCGAGGGUUCUCUUCUUGAUCAUCCUCAUAGGCUAUCUGACAGUAUGAUCAAAUCACCUGGCUUCCUCAAACCCAAGAACGUGGUUGCGUUCAGGAGCUACUGCAGCUCCAUAAACCGCUCUUGUACAUCACAUCUCAGCCUAGCCUCUUUGGAUGCCAUGGAGAUGUCUGCGUCAACCUCCUUCCACAAUGCCCAGUCUGCAGUGACUCCCGUUCAGAAGAAAAGGCCCAGUCUGAGCAGCUCACUUUACCAGACUCCACAGCAGAUGAUUGUGUCUCAAACUCCCUACAGAACACCAAAAAGUGUCCGUAGAGGUCCAGAACGUGUGGAAGGGGCUCCUAUUUUGGGAACUCCUGACUACUUGGCACCAGAACUUUUAUUAGGCAAACCUCAUGUUUCAGGGUCUGUACGUUAUGAUUUCAUGGUGGAUUGGUGGGCGUUAGGUGUCUGUCUGUUCGAGUUUCUCACAGGAGUCCCGCCCUUCAACGAUGAGACUCCACAGCUGGUGUUCCAGAACAUUCUCAACAGAGAUAUACCGUGGCCAGAUGGAGACGAGGAGUUAACCCAGAAUUCAAGAAGUGCCAUUGAGAUUCUUCUCACCAUGGAUGCAAACAAGCGAGCUGGCUUUAAAGAACUGAAGUAUCAUGCGUUCUUUGAGGGUGUGGACUGGGAAAACCUUCAUCAUAAGAGUAUGCCCUUCAUCCCUCAGCCCGAUGAUGAGACGGACACCUCGUACUUCGAGGCGAGAAACACAGCCCAACAUCUCACUGUAUCGGGCUUCAGUCUGUAAGCACACACACACACACAAACACACUCUGUAGCGCAAUGGGCUCACGCAGUAUGUUCAGGUACAGCUGUGUUGUUGAAGCUCUAAUGAAUACAGAUCCCACAGUGCUCUUGUUUGUCCUUCUCAGUUUGUCUGUUAUUCAUGUCAGAUGUUUUUAUGUUCUACAGAAUGAUUUAAUGUUGGAAAGCGUUCUGAAAUGCAGUGAACACAUAAAUGCUGCAAAGCUUGUGGUGUAAAAUCUUCAGUUAUCUUUUUUUGGGGGAAAAAAGUAAUAUAUAUUGCAACAGUACUAUUUACUGUCUGAUUAGUGCACAUUUAGAUGGAAGACUGCUGUUUUUAACUCGUUUUCUUGAAAACUACUUGUCUGAUUGUAAUUUUAACAUGCUAAAUGUUUUAACUAGUCUAUAGCAAGUAUGAUUUUGAACAUGGUUGCUGCUUCAAAAACAUCAGUUUUAUUCAUUUGUAAUUGUUUAAUAUACACAACACCUUAAAAUGUUUGAGGAUUAUAACUUGUCACUUUCCUAUUUUUAAGAUGAUUAAAUAAAAUACAACUGUUGUAUUAA